Molecule: messenger RNA, 1188 nt
Organism: Exophiala spinifera
Lineage: Eukaryota; Fungi; Ascomycota; Eurotiomycetes; Chaetothyriales; Herpotrichiellaceae
Exons: 1
Coding region: 1-1188 (395 amino acids)
Biological process (GO): nuclear DNA replication; mitotic DNA damage checkpoint signaling; mitotic DNA replication checkpoint signaling
Cellular component (GO): nucleus; spliceosomal complex
Molecular function (GO): zinc ion binding; nucleic acid binding
Source: RefSeq, a predicted model, not a curated record
AUGGCCGAUGUUCGUGCCCUUCUUGCGGCCGAGCGGCAGUCCCGCCGCAUCACACACCCUCACCACACAUACACAAAGUCCGGCAUGUUGAUAUGCACGAUAUGCAAUAUGAAUGUGAAGUCCGAGGCUCUCUGGGAAGGACACCUCAAGAGCGCGAAUCACAGGAAGAACGCUCACGCUCAGUCACAAGUCCAGGCACAGGCACAUGCACAGGGACAUGCGCAGUCUCAAGGGCAAGGGCAGGGGCAAGGACAGGAGAGUACAAAAGGUACAAAACGCAAAAUCCAGGACGUGGACGAGAGUCAAGAUGAUGAACGAGACGAUACCGAAAUCGAGACGAGAAAAAAGGCCAAAUCACGUCCGGAGAGUCUUGUCACAGAGAACACUAGUGCGGGUGGAAGUACAGGUACAAGUUCAAGUUCAACCAGCGGAACUUCAGUUGUCAAGAAACAGUCUACAAUGCCGGCAUCGCAACAGCAACGGCAAAGGGAGGCCAGAUUGGAUACUACACCGGCGCAGAAGGAGGCAGAAGAAGAGGAAGAACCCGGCAGAACCACCGCCACGACCCACACCAACGGCCCCAUUGCAACCGUGGAUGAAGAUGAAUGGGCGGCCUUUGAACGAGAAGUAGCACCGCUCGCGGCCGCGGCGGAGUCGACAACCUCAGCAUCACAAGCACAAGGACAAGUACCGGUCAAUUACUACUCGUCGGCCACGAUCACGGCGGCGCCCGUGACAGCGGAGCAACUAAAGCAGCAAUCGGACGAGGAGAAGCAGCGCCGACUCGAGUCGGCGGCGGACGACGAGAAAGAAGACGAAGAGCGACGACUGGAAGAAGAGUUCGAGGUGAUGGAAGAGAUGGAAGAGCGGGUCCGCAAGUUGCGAGAGAAGAGGGAUGCAUUGAGACAAGCGGCGGCGGUGCAGGCACAAUCACGAGCACGAGCAGGGACCGGUGCGGGUGUGGAUGCGGAUACAGGAUAUCAAGAAGAAGACGGUCCCUUGACCGGUUCUCGAGAAGAGGUGGAGGUGGAGGGUGUGAAUGGGAAUAUGGAGAGUGAGAAUGCCGUCGUAGGUGACAAGCGAGAGCAGGAGCAGGAGCAAGAUUCAGGAAAGGUGCAGAAGAAAGAAGGAGACGACGACGGCGACGAUGAUGAUGACGAUGACGACGUUGAUGACUGGUAUUCAUGA